AUGACUAUCCGAUCCUUGCGCAAAUCUUCUCCCCCUAAACUUUUAUUUCUCACUCUUUUGGUACUUUUUUCGACAUGUUUGUUUGGUAUCCUCACAAAUUACCGAACCUUAUCGUAUCUUUUUCGUCCUCUAUGGGAUAAACCACCUCCACCUUUCAAACGUAUACCGCAUUACUAUGCCGAGAAUGUCUCCAUGGGAAAUCUCUGUCAGCUCCAUGGUUGGACACUACGGUCUACACCAAGGCGUGUCUUUGACGCCAUUAUCUUCAGCAAUGAGCUCGACAUCCUCGAACUCAGGUGGCAGGAACUCGCGCCCUAUGUCUCAAAGUUUGUGAUCCUGGAAUCAAACACUACCUUCACAGGGAUCCCAAAGCCUCUCUUCUUCGACUCCAACAAGGAGAGAUUCGCUUUCGCAGAGGGUAAAAUUGUACACGGAGUUUUUCCUGGGAAAAAGCGUUCUCAGGGCCAACAAUACGAGGAUCCGUUUGUGUUGGAGGCACAACAGCGGGUUGCAAUGAACCGGUUGCUCAAAGAAGCCGGGAUAUUGGACGGUGAGGUGGUGAUUAUGUCGGAUGCUGAUGAGAUUCCGAGCCCUCACACUGUAAGAUUUCUACAGUGGUGCGAUGGGAUACCGGAUAAAAUGCAUCUCGAGAUGAGGGAUUACAUGUAUUCCUUUGAGUUCCCGGUUGAUUACAGCAGCUGGAGAGCAUCUGUCCAUAUUUACAGCAGGAAGUGGACUCAAUACCGGCACUCCCGGCAAACAGACUUGAUAUUAUCUGAUGCUGGUUGGCAUUGCAGCUUCUGUUUCAGACGUCUCAAUGAAUUCGUUUUCAAGAUGAAGGGUUAUAGCCAUGCGGAUAGAGUCAGGCGCAAGGAGUUUUUGGAUUAUUCGAGGAUACAAAGCCAUAUAUGUAAAGGAUAUGACCUAUUUGACAUGCUUCCGGAAGAAUACAGCUUCAAAGAGCUGAUUAGCAAAAUCGGACCUAUCCCGCCUUCUGCAUCAGCCGUACAUCUUCCUGCCUUUUUGAUUCAGAACUCUGCUCGCUUUCGGUUUCUGCUCCCGGGAGGCUGCCUCCGAGAACCCUAG
Arabis nemorensis is the source of this 1086-nucleotide messenger RNA. The record is from the annotation of a GenBank genome assembly. NCBI's taxonomy places the organism in Eukaryota, Viridiplantae, Streptophyta, Magnoliopsida, Brassicales, Brassicaceae.